UAGUGAAGUGUGGGAGGGACGAGCUGUCGGCAGUGACAGUGAUGCCUGGUUCGAUGUUUGUAGUACCUGAAAUGCAGUAUGGCGAGCAAUCUGUUCCUGAUGCUGCUUAUUUUUCUUCCCGAAUGCAGUCAAGGCAAACACUCGCUUCGCCUUUUGACCUUCUGUGACCUGGCGGGCGACCGUCAGUACGAUAUUGAAUAUGACGCCGAUCAGCUCUUCUACGUUGACCCCGUCACCUAUCGGAUGGCUCCGCGCCUCCCGGAGUUUGCGGGGCAGUGGACCCCUGAUCCUGGACUGGCCAAAGAGGCAUACAUCCCUGGGUACCUGCAUAUACAACAUCCCGCGGGCCAUAAAGGGAGAAAAAGGUCCCCCAGUCGUCAUAGUCGGCCCCACCGCCCUGAUCUACCCGAAGCAGGACAUGGAGCUUGGGCUCCCCAACACCCUCGUCUGCUUUGUCAACGACUUCCAUCCGCCUGUAGUCGACAUCGCCUGGACCAGGAACGGGCAGCUCGUGGACCAGAGCCAGGUCAGCCAGACUCAGUACUACUCCAACAGGGACUUCAGCUUCCGCACCUCGUCCUACCUGGACUUCACUCCGCAGGAGGGCGACAUCUACGCCUGCAGCGUGGGCCACAUCAGCCUGCAGGCACCUCUCACCAGGUUCUUGGAUGGCUACGUGUUUCAGAUGACGUACGAGUGCGAGUACGGCGACGACAUCACGGACGUGGUCUUCCUUGUCAAAAACGUGUUCAACAUGAAGCUCAACACCAUGUACGACUCUCGGGGCGGGAAGUACGUCGGCUUCGGGGAGUACGGCAUGAAAAACGCCGACCAUUACAACGGCCAGGCCUGGAAAAUGGCCUUACGGAGAGUUCAAGUGGAGACCGUUUGCAGAUACAACGCGAGACUGUUCAGAGGGAGCACGCUGGAUAGAAAAGUGCCUCCGGUUGUCAGGGUCCGUCAGACCAGGCCGGCCGACUACGGGGUGCUGACCGUGCUCGAGUGCAGCGUUGUGGGCUUCUUCCCGCAGGCAGCGAGGGCGAGCUGGCUGAGGGACGGCGCGGAGGUCGCCGACCGACGUGUCGUCCACGGAUGUCUUGGCCAACGAGGACUGGAGCUUCCAGCUUCACUCUUACCUGGAGCUGACGCCGAAGAGAGGGGAGAGGGUGAGCUGCAGGGUGGAGCACAGCAGCCUGGAGAAGAGCCUGGAGGUGGACUGGGACACCUCUGCUCUGGAUGCUAAACAUGUGAAGAUGGCAGUGGGCAUCCUCUUCUUCGUCGCUGGCUUCACUGCAGCUGCCGGCGGAGCGGCUUACCAUUGGUGGAAGCAGAGGUUCGACUUCAGCCCCGUUGGCAGACAAGGACAAACAUCGUCACGUCUUUCAGAGUUUUAGUUCCUGCUCCCGCAUGAGCCUGGGCGCAGCUUCAGAUCCUCAGGUCCUCAGGCAGGCCUCUGCUGACCGAUCCCAAGUCGCGGCUCGAGACUAAAGGUGACAAGCUGUUGUGCAGUCAAGGCUCCUCCGCUCUGGAGCUCCCAGCCCAAGGAUCUGAGGCUGCAGCAUCUUUUUAAAUCACUUCUUAAAAUGUAUCUUUUAAAAAGGGUUAACUUUUGACAACUUGUCUAUUCCGUCUUAUUAUUAAUAUGUCUUGGUGUUGUUGUUUGUUACAUUCUAUUUUAUUUUUGUGUUAUUUAAAUUGCCAGUUUUUCUUUGUUUUUGUCCUGACGUGUUGUAAUCCUGGUGCAGCCGUGUGAAGCACUUCUCAUUCUUUAGCUUCCUAUUACUGUACAUAAUGAGAUGAAAUGAACCAGCUUUCUAUCUCCGGCUCAAAAAAUCGCUGUCUUCAAACUCCUCAUUUCCAUUUAGUCCGCGAGAAAAAUGAAAAAUCAUUCUGUCCUUUGGUCCGCUGAGCUUGACCUGUUCGUCGGGAGGCGAUAAAGGGCAUUGUGGGAAGGUGACAUGCUGUUGACAUGGCAAAGCUCCUCCUUUAUCAUUUCUGACAUGUCCUGAAAAGAAAUUGCCAAGAAAUUGUUGUAACAUUGUGUUACAAUCAUCGGGUGGGAUUGAGACGUCAGAACUGUGACUUGUUACAGUCGUUGUCACUUCAGAAUAAAUCUCAUAUCUUUAUAUGAAGUGAAACCACAUUAAAUAAAAAAAAUAUUUUGUUAAUUCAUAAAAAAAUGAUCUUAUCUUUCAUCAGAAUUAGAACAACUGUUCAAAUAUGAAAAGUGCUCUAUAAAUGAAAUGUAUUAUUAUUAUUAUUAUUAUUAUUAUAUGCUUAUGCCUGAUAGCAUGCUGUAUAUUCAAAAGCACACAACCCACACCAGGUUACGUUCCCUGCUCACCCUGCUGCCACCGUGACCUGACCCCGGAGAAAUGGAAGUUUAGAAAAAAUAAAAAAAUAGAGCUACGGAUGACUAUUA
Molecule: messenger RNA, 2422 nt
Organism: Scophthalmus maximus (turbot)
Lineage: Eukaryota; Metazoa; Chordata; Actinopteri; Pleuronectiformes; Scophthalmidae
Exons: 7
Coding region: 200-1243 (347 amino acids)
Biological process (GO): immune response; antigen processing and presentation of exogenous peptide antigen via MHC class II; positive regulation of T cell activation
Cellular component (GO): membrane; MHC class II protein complex
Molecular function (GO): MHC class II protein complex binding
Source: RefSeq, a predicted model, not a curated record